UUGAAUGAUUCGAAGGCCUCUGUUGCAAACAAGAUGGCAGGCCCGAAUCGCCGAAUAUGCGCUGCACAAGAAAGAAAGUGAUCGAUCUCGCGAGUCAAGCGGUCCUGCACAGAGAUGUCUGAGGUCUGACAUUAAGGACAUGACAUUGACACUUUCUCACCAGAUAUAUCUCGAUGUCGUCAAUUUUUGGUUGCCAAAUGAGAGGGACGAGUUUUGAUAACGCCUUCCAAGUUUCAAAACAUUCCGG
Molecule: messenger RNA, 247 nt
Organism: Mycena citricolor
Lineage: Eukaryota; Fungi; Basidiomycota; Agaricomycetes; Agaricales; Mycenaceae
Source: the annotation of a GenBank genome assembly